AUGGUCGAAACGAUCCAAGACAAAGCAUACGCUGAGAUCUCGUCAGUGUAUCCCAAUGAUACAGAACUGUUGUCAGCAGCGACAGCAGAAGGCCCCGACUUUGCAGACAAGCUUCCGUAUCUGCAUGAGCUAGGUCAGGAAUGUCUGCGCUAUUUCACCGUACUUAUGCUAUCGCUUCCACGAACUACCACCCAGCCCUCUGUCUACAACUCCAAGCAUAUUCCGGCAGGUACCACUCUCUGGCUCAACGCCUGGGCGUGCAAUAUGGACUCUGAGAUCUGGGAUGAUCCAGAAGUGUUCCGUCCCGAGCGCUGGCUUCAGCGACCGAACGCACCUUUCUUCACCUAUGGUCUUGGUCAUCGGAUGUGUGUCGGAGUAGCUCUUGCCAAUAGAGAGCUUGAGCUGGUACUCUUGCGUGUCCUGGGAUAUUUCGAGAUCCAGUCUGCACACCCACAGGAGACAGAUGCAAGCCCGUGGACAGGGAGUUCCAAUCGCAGCGUCGCGGGCGGCUUUCCCAAGCAUUAUGAGGCGUACUUCAUGCCGAGAGACGAGGAGAACCUGCGAAGAGCAUUGGGUGCCAGAUCUUGA
This is a messenger RNA of Fulvia fulva, 588 nucleotides long. RefSeq names its product 3-hydroxyphenylacetate 6-hydroxylase. The record is from RefSeq and is a predicted model, not a curated record. NCBI's taxonomy places the organism in Eukaryota, Fungi, Ascomycota, Dothideomycetes, Mycosphaerellales, Mycosphaerellaceae. Gene Ontology annotation, molecular function: monooxygenase activity; iron ion binding; oxidoreductase activity, acting on paired donors, with incorporation or reduction of molecular oxygen. The transcript is spliced from 2 exons. Bases 1 to 588 code for a protein of 195 amino acids.